Coffea eugenioides is the source of this 2025-nucleotide messenger RNA. Its product is annotated as IQ domain-containing protein IQM6-like. Bases 1 to 1839 code for a protein of 612 amino acids. The record is from RefSeq and is a predicted model, not a curated record. NCBI's taxonomy places the organism in Eukaryota, Viridiplantae, Streptophyta, Magnoliopsida, Gentianales, Rubiaceae. The transcript is spliced from 8 exons.
AUGGGGAUGUCUUUUUCAUGCCCUUUGUCGCAUGAUUUGGAUGGUCAAUUGGAAUCCCUUUUAGUUAGACAAAUAAGUUUUGAACGUGGUGAUGUAAAAGCUGUAAUACGUUCUGUUAGUUUUAACGGUAGAGAUUCUGAUUCUAAAGCAGCGAUGAAGUCUUUCGAUUCUGGAAAAAUGAUCCUUGAAGGGUCUCUCAGCUUUAAAGGCCGGGAAUUAGAGAUAUCACUGAAAGCUCCUGCCUUUGAUGUAGAAAACACAGGAAUUAUUGCAUCAAUCAACAAUGCCAAGAGCAAGCAAGUCCCUCCAACGUCACCUGCCCCAGAUAGUGUGUUUGAGAAAUCUAUAGCAAUGCCCUCGCCAGGUCCUGCAAAUGAUAGAGAUAUGGCUGCUCUAAAGCUGCAGAAAACAUAUAAAAGUUUCCGAACCAGAAGGCAACUAGCAGAUUGUGCGGUUCUAGUGGAACAAAGAUGGUGGAAGUUAUUGGAUUUUGCUGAACUCAAGCGCACUUCUGUGUCAUUCUUUGACGAGAAACCUGAAACAGCAAUUUCACGUUGGUCGAGGGCAAGAACAAGAGCGGCUAAGGUAGGGAAAGGUUUGUCAAAGGAUAAAAAGGCACGCAAACUUGCUUUGCAACAUUGGCUUGAGGCUAUUGAUCCCCGUCAUCGAUAUGGCCAUAAUCUUCAAUUUUAUUAUGUCAACUGGCUUCAGUGUGAGAGUAAACAGCCCUUCUUCUACUGGCUUGAUAUUGGAGAAGGUAAAGAAGUAAAUCUUGAGAAAUGCCCUCGAUCAAAACUUCAUCAACAAUGCAUAAAGUAUCUUGGGCCGAUAGAAAGAAUGGCGUAUGAAGUUGUAAUAGAGGACGGAAAGUUUAAGUACAAAGAAAGCGGACAGCUUCUAGAUACAAGAGGCGGUCCUGAGGAUGCGAAGUGGAUUUUCGUUCUCAGUGUCUCCAAGGUCUUGUAUGUUGGGCUGAAAAAGAAAGGCACAUUUCAGCAUUCAAGUUUCUUGGCAGGUGGUGCUACAUUAUCUGCUGGGAGAUUAGUAGUGGAAGAUGGCAUUCUGAAGGCUGUCUGGCCUCACAGUGGCCAUUACCUCCCAACAGAAGAAAAUUUUGAAGAACUUAUGUCAUUCCUUAAGCAAAAAAAUGUCGACCUCAGUGUUGUCCAGAGAGCCCCAACUGGUGAGGAGGAAGAAGUCUUUGUUAGGAAACAAAGUCUUCGAAAAACCAUAUCAGAACCAGACUUCAGUCGAGCUGGUGAUGAUGCUGAUGCUAAAAUCUCCGAAAGAGAGAAAGUUGAUUCGAUCAAGAAAUAUUGCAAGGGCACCGAGAAUUUACCACCGCAAAUAUCGAGGUGGUCUCGAGGACUUCACUCAAAGAUUUCUGUACUUGAAAUACCCAAAAAGGAGGACGUGUUGGAGCUGUUCAAGAAUCAAGAGGAACAAGAGCAUCAAAUUGGUGGUGAAACUCCGGCGGAUGGAUAUGAAACAGCGGAAGAGAACUUGUCCGACUCUGAUUUCUCAGUUUCCAAGGAAAAUCUGUUCGAUGAGGAUGUUGAAGAAGAUGAAGAAGAAGCCAUUCCAAAAGGAGAGAUUAUUAGGAGAAUAUUUUCGCAUAAAGGAAUGAAAUCUUAUCAGUUAGCUAAGCAAUUGUCUUGUAAAUGGACAACAGGAGCUGGUCCACGGAUUGGAUGUGUCAGGGACUAUCCUUCGGAGCUUCAAGUUCGUGGCUUGGAGCUGGUGAAUCUAUCUCCAAGGACCAGUUUUUCGUCUCCCAGGAAAUCGCUAACUCCAAACUUUAGCAGGGAAACCCCGGGCAGAAGUCCGCUUGGUUCUUAACAGCAUAGAUAUUAGCUAGAAAUUUCAGAUUAACAGGUGUAUAGACGAAACUGCAGAAAAGAAGGCUUUUCCAUUCUACAUUCUGCUCCUUCUAGUGUAGGGAUGAUUUUUUUUUUCCUUUGUAAGUCGUUUGCAUUCUUUGAAUCAUUCUUUGAUACAAUCUUUCUGUACAUCAUGAAGGGAGGA